AUGUCAAAAUCUGGGACCAACAAGUUUUCAACGGAAGAAAUGUCAAAAUCUGGGACCAACAAGUUUUCAACGGAAGAAAUGUCAAAAUCUGGGACCAACAAGUUUUCAACGGAAGAAAUGUCAAAAUCUGGGACCAACAAGUUUUCAACGGAAGAAAUGUCAAAAUCUGGGACCAACAAGUUUUCAACGGAAGAAAUGUCAAAAUCUGGGACCAACAAGUUUUCAACGGAAGAAAUGUCAAAAUCUGGGACCAACAAGUUUUCAACGGAAGAAAUGUCAAAAUCUGGGAAAAAAGUCAAAAAUGUUUUUCCAAAUGUUCUGGAUGUCAAAAUCUGGGCAAAUGUGAAAACAUUUUUCCAAAUGUUUUGGCGACAUUUACACUGCCGUGAAGAUGAAGUCUUAGAUGUUGUCUUAGAUGUUGUCUCAGAUGUUGUCAAGUCGAGUUUAACUUUAACAGUGCCAUUGGAAGGGUUUCAUUCUAACAUCAAGAUGAGCAGACAGCAAGAUGUACACAUCAAGAUGAGCAGUCAGCAAGAUGUGCACAUCAAGAUGAGCAGACAGCAAGAUGUGCAUAUCAAGAUGAGCAGACAGCAAGAUGUGCACAUCAAGAUGAGCAGACAGCAAGAUGUGCACAUCAAGAUGAGCAGACAUGACAUCAGUAACAGUGACAUCAGUGACAGUGACAUCAGUGACAGUGACAUCAGUGACAGUGACAUCAGUGACAGUGACAUCAGUAACAGUGACAUCAGUGACAGUGACAUCAGUGACAGUGACAUCAGUGACAGUGACAUCAGUGACAGUGACAUCAGUGACAGUGACAUCAGUGACAGUGACAUCAGUGACAGUGACAUCAGUGACAGUGACAUCAGUAACAGUGACAUCAGUGACAGUGACAUCAGUGACAGUGACAUCAGUGACAGUGACAUCAUUGACAUCAGUGACAGUGACAUCAGUGACAGUGACAUCAUUGACAUCAGUGACAGUGACAUCAGUGACAGUGACAUCAGUGACAGUGACAUCAGUGACAGUGACAUCAGUGACAGUGACAUCAUUGACAUCAGUGACAGUGACAUCAGUGACAGUGACAUCAUUGACAUCAGUGACAGUGACAUCAGUGACAGUGACAUCAGUAACAGUGACAUCAUUGACAGUGAUAUCAUUGACAUCAGUGACAGUGACAUCAGUGACAGUGACAUCAGUAACAGUGACAUCAUUGACAGUGACAUCAUUGACAUCAGUGACAGUGACAUCAGUGACAGUGACAUCAGUGACAGCAACAUCAGUGACAGUGACAUCAUUGACAUCAGUGACAGCAACAUCAGUGACAGUGACAUCAGUAACAGUGACAUCAGUGACAGUGACAUCAGUGACAGCAACAUCAGUGACAGUGACAUCAUUGACAUCAGUGACAGUGACAUCAGUGACAGCAACAUCAGUAACAGUGACAUCAUUGACAUCAGUGACAGUGACAUCAGUGACAGUGACAUCAGUGACAGUGACAUCAGUGACAGCAACAUCAGUGACAGUGACAUCAGUGACAGCGACAUCAGUGACAGUGACAUCAGUGACAGUGACAUCAGUGACAGUGACAUCAGUGACAGUGACAUCAGUGACAGUGACAUCAGUGACAGUGACAUCAGUGACAGUGACAUCAGUGACAGUGACAUCAGUGACAUCAGUGACAGUGACAUCAUUGACAGCAACACCAGUGACAGCAACAUUAGUAAUCUGUGA
This is a messenger RNA of Physella acuta, 1734 nucleotides long. RefSeq names its product dentin sialophosphoprotein-like. The record is from RefSeq and is a predicted model, not a curated record. NCBI's taxonomy places the organism in Eukaryota, Metazoa, Mollusca, Gastropoda, Physidae.